AUGGAAGAUAUUCACCUACUUAUGAUGUUCUUUGUUUUUGUAGGCUGUUUAGCAAAUGGCUCAACUUUGAUAACAUUCGAUGAUAUCGAUAAUCUGACUAACUCUAGUUAUAAUAUACAGAUUCCUAAUGGUUACUCUAAUUUACAGUGGAGUAAUGUUUAUAUUUUACAAGCCUCACUUUAUCCAUCAUCCGGUUAUGUAACAGCAUUAACUAGCGGUCAAGAUGUAGCAUUCAAUUGGUAUGGACGUCCAAUGAAUAUAUCUUCAUCGAUUCUAUUUACAAUUAAUUCAUUUAUUGCUGCAUCUGCCUGGUACGAUAACAAUACAGUGAUAAUGCAAGGCUACCAAUCUGGCACACUUCUCUAUAGUCAAACUGUAACAUUGUACAUAAAAACAAGUCUGCUUGUCCAAUUAAAUUGGAUUAAUAUUGAUAAUAUCGCCUUCACAUCUUCAGCACAGUGGUUUGUCAUGGACAAUUUAUGUAUUAACGGAAUUGCAUCGAAGUACAUAUUGGCGAGCGAGCAGCAUGUAUAA
Didymodactylos carnosus is the source of this 534-nucleotide messenger RNA. Lineage: Eukaryota; Metazoa; Rotifera; Eurotatoria; Philodinida; Philodinidae. The record is from the annotation of a GenBank genome assembly.